AUGGGUGCCAACAACUUUGUGCUGUUUGAAUCGGCCUCUGGCUAUGCGAUCUUUGAAGUAAUAGAAAACGAGGAAAUUGGCAGCCUCUUGACUGAAGUGCAAGCAUCGGUAGCAGAUAUUUCAUCAUUCGGUCGCAUUGUGAAGCUCAAGGCUUUUCAGCCGUUCACGUCGGCCGAGAACGCUCUCGAGAACAUAAAUAACAUUUCAGAGGGUCUGCUGAGCGAUGACUUAAAAAACUUCCUUGAGAUGAACCUGCCCAAAGUAAAGGCUAGUAAAAAGGGUAAAUUUACUCUUGGCGUGCAGGAUAAGAGCUUGGCCCAGGCAAUCUCAGACGAGCUUAGCGUCUCGUGCAACACGAGCGAGACCACACUCGAGAUCGUCCGCGGUGUGCGCAUGCACUUUGACACUUUUGUAAAGGAGCUGGCACAAGGUAACCUUGCCAAGGCUCAACUUGGUCUUGGUCACUCGUACUCACGUGCCAAGGUCAAAUUUAACGUAAACCGUGCCGACAACAUGAUUAUCCAGGCUAUCGCGCUGCUUGACCAAAUGGACAAGGACAUUAACACAUUUGCCAUGCGUGUACGUGAGUGGUAUUCGUGGCACUUUCCUGAGUUGGUUAAAAUUGUCAACGACAAUUACGUAUACGCGCGUUGCGCCUCAUUCAUCAAGAAUCGGAACUCGCUGAGUGAGGACUCACUUGAAGAACUUGCAAAGAUCGUCCUCGAUGAGGACAAAGCGCAGCAGAUAUUGCAUGCCUCUCGCUCCUCUAUGGGUAUGGACAUGUCAGAGAUCGAUAUGAUCAAUAUCGAUAAUUUUACUUCUCGUCUCGUUAAUCUUGCCGAGUAUCGCCGUCAGCUGCACCAAUAUCUAGUUUCCAAGAUGUCAACUGUAGCCCCGAAUCUUGCCUCACUAAUCGGUGAGUCGGUGGGUGCUCGCCUUAUCUCGCAUGCUGGCUCGUUAACAAAUCUGGCUAAAUGCCCUGCUUCGACUGUGCAAAUUCUUGGUGCUGAAAAGGCCUUAUUUCGUGCUUUAAAAACUCGUGGAAACACUCCCAAAUAUGGUCUUCUAUUUCACUCAACCUUUAUCGGCCGUGCGGCUGCUAAGAACAAGGGUCGUAUAUCUCGCUAUCUUGCAAACAAAUGUGCAAUUGCUUCGCGCAUCGAUUCUUUCAUCGACGAGCCCACCACAAAAUACGGGGACAAGAUGCGCGAGCAAGUCGAGGAGCGGCUUUCAUUUUACGAGAGUGGAGCGCCCCCCCGAAAAAAUGCUGAUGUGAUGCAGGAGGUAUCAGACGAGCUGAAAAAGGAUGCGUUGAUGAUUGAAAAGAAGCCAAAGAAGAACAAGAAAUCAAAAAAACGUCCACUCGAGGACGAAGAUUUAGAAGUGGAGGAAAAGCAGGAACCUUCAGAAAGAAAGUCAAAGAAGGCGAAGAAAAAUAAAAAACAGAAUCAGGCUGAAGAAGAAAAGGAAGCUGCAGUAGCUCCUGCUGUUGACACGGACAAGAAGAAGAAAAAGAAGCACAAGAAGAAAGCCAAACUAGCGGAGUAG
Molecule: messenger RNA, 1548 nt
Organism: Plasmopara halstedii
Lineage: Eukaryota; Oomycota; Peronosporomycetes; Peronosporales; Peronosporaceae
Product: nucleolar protein nop56
Exons: 2
Coding region: 1-1548 (515 amino acids)
Cellular component (GO): box C/D methylation guide snoRNP complex; small-subunit processome
Molecular function (GO): snoRNA binding
Source: RefSeq, a predicted model, not a curated record